AUGACAAGAAUAAAUGAAGUGUCUGAUGCAAUUUCAACAUCUACUCUAUCACGUGAACCUGUAUCAAAACUUCCAGAAAUUGACCAAAACCUGUUACUGCAAAUGCAUCUGAGGGCGACUGAUCAAGCAAAGUUAAACAAAAACGCUGAAACUUUAAAAGUGCUUGGUGUUUUUGUAUGCCAGAUUAUUAAAGCCAUUCUCAUUGCUCAAGACAAUCAUAGAGAUACACAAAAUGUUAUCCAAAAAUUCGAUGAAUACAUUAUAGAUCUGGAAAUACCAACUAGACUUGGAGUAGUAAAGUCGUUAGCAGUGCGGGAACUUCUAA
Racocetra fulgida is the source of this 325-nucleotide messenger RNA. Lineage: Eukaryota; Fungi; Glomeromycota; Glomeromycetes; Diversisporales; Gigasporaceae. The record is from the annotation of a GenBank genome assembly.